AUGGUAUACGAAGGAAAACGAUUAGUUUCCUGCCAUUGUUUCUUCCUGUUAACAGCCAAAUUCUGCUGGAUGCUCACCCUGAUGCAAAGAACUUAUGGCCAGGAAUAUGCCCACUCCAUCCGACUGGAUGGGGACAUCAUCUUGGGAGGACUGUUCCCCGUCCAUGCAAAAGGGGAUAGAGGGGUGCCUUGUGGGGAGCUCAAGAAGGAAAAAGGGAUCCACAGACUAGAGGCAAUGCUGUACGCAAUUGAUCAGAUUAAUAAAGACCCCGAUCUUCUUGCCAAUAUCACCUUAGGUGUCCGGAUCCUUGAUACAUGUUCCAGGGACACUUAUGCAUUGGAGCAAUCCUUAACAUUUGUACAAGCGUUGAUAGAGAAAGAUGGUUCAGACGUGAAGUGUGCUAAUGGCGACCCACCAAUUUUCACUAAGCCAGAUAAGAUAUCAGGUGUGAUAGGUGCUGCAGCAAGUUCCGUGUCCAUUAUGGUUGCAAAUAUUUUAAGACUUUUUAAGAUACCUCAAAUCAGCUAUGCAUCUACAGCUCCAGAACUGAGUGAUAACACCAGGUAUGACUUCUUCUCUCGAGUGGUCCCACCUGACUCCUACCAAGCGCAGGCCAUGGUUGACAUCGUGACAGCCCUUGGGUGGAACUAUGUGUCAACACUGGCUUCCGAAGGAAACUACGGAGAGAGCGGCGUAGAGGCAUUCACCCAGAUCUCCAGGGAAAUCGGAGGUGUUUGCAUUGCUCAGUCACUCAAAAUUCCUCGGGAACCAAGACCAGGAGAAUUUGAAAAGAUCAUCAAGCGCUUAUUAGAAACUCCAAAUGCUCGAGCGGUGAUCAUGUUUGCGAAUGAAGAUGAUAUUAGGCGAAUACUGGAAGCAGCCAAAAAAGCUAAUCAGUCUGGACAUUUCCUAUGGAUUGGCUCAGAUAGUUGGGGGUCAAAAAUUUCACCAGUUCAGCAUCAGGAAGAAAUUGCAGAAGGAGCAGUAACCAUCCUACCUAAAAGAACCUCCAUAGAUGGAUUCGAUAGAUAUUUUCGGAGCCGAACACUUGCCAACAAUCGAAGAAACGUAUGGUUUGCAGAAUUCUGGGAGGAGAACUUUGGAUGCAAGUUAGGAUCCCAUGGAAAAAGAAAUAGCAACAUCAAGAAAUGCACAGGCUUAGAAAGAAUUGCAAGAGAUUCAGCCUAUGAGCAAGAAGGAAAAGUUCAGUUUGUAAUUGAUGCAGUAUAUUCCAUGGCCUAUGCACUACAUAACAUGCACAAAGAUCUCUGUCCUGGAUAUAUUGGUCUGUGUCCAAGGAUGAGCACAAUUGAUGGUAAAGAACUACUUACCUAUAUCCGAGCAGUAAACUUUAAUGGGAGUGCUGGAACACCUGUUAUCUUCAAUGAAAAUGGAGAUGCUCCUGGACGUUAUGAUAUUUUUCAGUAUCAGAUCACCAACAAGAGUACAGAAUACAAAAUAAUUGGUCAUUGGACCAAUCAACUUCAUCUAAAUGUAGAAGACAUGCAGUGGGCUAAUAGAGAGCACACUCAUCCGGCAUCUGUCUGCAGCCUACCCUGUAAAGCUGGGGAAAGAAAGAAAACCGUGAAGGGGGUGCCCUGCUGCUGGCACUGUGAACGCUGCGAAGGGUACCACUACCAGGUGGAUGAAUUCAAUUGUGAACUGUGCCCCAUCAAUAAGAGACCGAAUGCCAACCGUACAGAUUGCCAGCUUAUCCCCAUAAUCAAACUGGAGUGGCAUUCCCCAUGGGCCAUUGUGCCCGUCUUCAUAGCUAUCCUUGGGAUAAUUGCCACCACCUUUGUCAUCGUGACGUUUGUCCGGUACAACGAUACUCCGAUUGUUAGGGCCUCUGGACGGGAGCUCAGUUAUGUGCUCUUGACUGGGAUUUUUCUCUGUUAUUCCAUUACUUUUUUAAUGAUUGCCACUCCUGAUACAGUGAUCUGCUCAUUUCGGAGGAUCUUCCUAGGACUCGGCAUGUGUUUCAGCUAUGCUGCCUUGCUUACCAAAACAAAUAGAAUUCACAGAAUAUUUGAACAGGGUAAGAAAUCAGUCACAGCUCCCAAAUUUAUUAGUCCGGCUUCCCAGCUGGUGAUCACUUUCAGUCUCAUAUCCUUGCAGCUUAUUGGAGUCUUCAUCUGGUUUGCUAUUGAUCCACCACACACCAUAGUAGAUUAUGGAGAGCAGAGGACUCUUGAACCAGAAAAUGCCAGGGGAGUUCUCAAAUGUGACAUUUCAGAUCUGUCUCUCAUUUGUUCCCUUGGAUACAGUAUUCUCUUGAUGGUCACGUGUACUGUUUAUGCUAUUAAAACAAGAGGGGUUCCAGAGACCUUCAAUGAAGCAAAACCCAUUGGAUUUACUAUGUACACAACCUGCAUAAUUUGGUUAGCUUUUAUUCCAAUCUUUUUUGGUACGGCCCAGUCGGCAGAGAAGAUGUACAUCCAGACAACAACACUUACUGUCUCCAUGAGUUUAAGUGCUUCUGUGUCUCUGGGCAUGCUCUACAUGCCCAAGGUUUAUAUUAUCAUUUUUCAUCCAGAGCAGAAUGUUCAAAAACGGAAGAGGAGCUUCAAGGCUGUAGUGACAGCUGCCACAAUGCAAAGCAAACUGACCCAAAAAGGAAAUGACAGACCAAAUGGCGAGGUCAAAACCGAACUAUGUGAAAGUCUUGAAACCAACACCUCCUCUACCAAGACAACUUAUGUCAGUUACAGCAAUCAGGCAAACUGAGCAGGGAUGAAAUUAAAUGGAAGACCACCAGGAUGGGAUCUUGCAAAGAAAGACUUUACCAUCACCAGAAUUCAG
Messenger RNA from Lagopus leucura (white-tailed ptarmigan), 2802 nucleotides. It is a transcript of the gene GRM8, whose product is annotated as glutamate metabotropic receptor 8. Gene Ontology annotation, biological process: regulation of synaptic transmission, glutamatergic; G protein-coupled glutamate receptor signaling pathway. The transcript is spliced from 10 exons. Bases 1 to 2727 code for a protein of 908 amino acids. Gene Ontology annotation, molecular function: group III metabotropic glutamate receptor activity. Lineage: Eukaryota; Metazoa; Chordata; Aves; Galliformes; Phasianidae. The record is from RefSeq and is a predicted model, not a curated record. Gene Ontology annotation, cellular component: membrane.